CAUAGGUAAAUGUGUGCCAUGGUGGUUUGCUGCACCUGUCAUCCCAUUGUCUAGGUAUUAAGCCCAGAAUGCAUUAGCUAAAUUUUCUGAUGCUCUUUCUCUCCCCACAUCCCCGACAGGCCCCAGUUGUUUCUCUCCCUGUGUCUAUGUUAAAACAUAUACCUUUUAAUAUGACUGCUAAAAAUGAUCAUUUCAGGGUCUUUAAUAUUGUGAAGCAUUCUUCACCUCCAUCAGAGAGCAAGGAAGUAUGAGCCAUGAGAACCUGAGCAGCGUGUCCGAGUUCCUCCUCUUGGGUCUCCCCAUCCGGCCAGAGCAGCAGGCCGUGUUCUUCACCCUGUUCCUGGGCAUGUACCUGACCACAGUGCUGGGGAACCUGCUCAUCAUCCUGCUCAUCCGGCUGGACUCUCGCCUCCACACCCCCAUGUACUUCUUCCUCAGCCACUUGGCUCUCACUGACAUCUCCUUUUCAUCUGUCACUGUCCCUAAGAUGCUGAUGGACAUGCAGACAAAGUACAAAUCGAUCCCCUGUGAGGAGUGCAUUUUUCAGACGUAUUUUUUUGUAUUUUUUACUGACCUGGACAGCUUCCUUAUUACAUCAAUGGCGUAUGACCGAUAUGUUGCCAUAUGUCACCUUCUCCACUACACUGCCAUCAUGAGGGAAGGGCUCUGUGCCUUCUUAGUGGUUAUAUCUUGGAUUCUGUCUUGUGCCAGCUCCCUCUCUCACACCCUUCUGCUGACCCAGCUCAUGAAGAGGGGGAACCAGAGCACCAUAUCUGAGUUCCUCCUCCUGGGUCUCCCCGUCCGGCCAGAGCAGCAGACCAUGUUCUUUGCCCUGUUCCUGGGCAUGUACCUGAUCACGGUGCUCGGGAACCUGCUCAUCAUCCUGCUCAUCCAGCUGGACUCUCACCUCCACACCCCCAUGUACUUCUUUCUUAGCCACUUGGCUCUCACUGACAUCUCCCUUUCAUCUGUCACUGUCCCAAAGAUGUUAAUGAGCAUGCACACUCAGGAGCAAUCCAUUCCUUAUGCAGGGUGUGUAACUCAGAUGUAUUUUUUCAUAUUUUUCACUGAUCUGGACAAUUUCCUUCUCACCUCAAUGGCAUAUGAUCGGUACAUGGCCAUCUGUCACCCCCUCCGCUACACCACUGUCAUGAAAGAGGGACUGUGUACCUUACUAGUAGCUGUGUGCUGGAUCCUCUCCUGUACCAAUGCCCUGACUCACACUCUCCCCCUGGCCCAGCUGUCCUUUUGUGCUGACAACACCAUCCCCCAUUUCUUCUGUGACCUUGCUGCCCUACUCAAGCUCUCAUGCUCAGACAUCUCCCUCAAUGAGCUGCUCAUUUUCACAGUGGGAUUGGCAGUCAUUACUCUACCACUAAUAUGCAUCUUGAUCUCUUACGGCCACAUUGGGGUCACCAUCCUAAAGGCUCAGUCUACCAAGGGGAUCUUGAAAGCCUUGUCCACCUGCGGCUCCCACCUCUCUGUGGUGUCUCUGUAUUAUGGCACAAUUAUUGGACUGUAUUUUGUCCCCUCGUCCAGCGCCUCCAGCGAUAAGGACAUAAUUGCCUCUGUGACGUACACGGUGGUCACCCCAUUGCUGAAUCCCUUCAUUUAUAGCCUAAGGAACAGGGACAUAAAGGGAGCCCUGGAGAGACUCUUCAACAGGGCAAUAGUCUUAUCUCAAUGACAUUUGUUGUUCUUUAUAGCAGACACAUGUAUCGACCUAUCUCCAGAUGAUAGAUCCUUAAUCCUGAUCCCAGCAAGGGAUAAGUGCUCAGUAACUCUUUGAUGACUUGAAUUGCAUUCU
Molecule: messenger RNA, 1807 nt
Organism: Cebus imitator (Panamanian white-faced capuchin)
Lineage: Eukaryota; Metazoa; Chordata; Mammalia; Primates; Cebidae
Product: olfactory receptor 1J4
Exons: 2
Coding region: 248-1687 (479 amino acids)
Biological process (GO): G protein-coupled receptor signaling pathway
Cellular component (GO): membrane
Molecular function (GO): olfactory receptor activity; G protein-coupled receptor activity
Source: RefSeq, a predicted model, not a curated record